AUGGUGAAGUUCACGGCCGAAGAGCUCCGUGCCAUCAUGGACAAAAAGAACAACAUUCGUAACAUGUCUGUUAUUGCUCAUGUGGACCAUGGCAAGUCUACGCUUACAGAUUCCCUUGUGGCAGCUGCUGGGAUUAUUGCCCAGGAAGUUGCUGGCGAUGUUCGCAUGACUGAUACUCGUGCAGACGAAGCAGAGCGUGGUAUUACAAUCAAAUCUACUGGUAUCUCUCUUUACUAUGAGAUGACUGAUGAGUCACUGAAGAACUACAAGGGUGAGAGAGAUGGUAACCAAUACCUGAUCAACCUUAUUGACUCGCCUGGGCACGUUGAUUUUUCUUCGGAAGUCACAGCUGCUCUUCGCAUCACCGAUGGUGCUCUGGUGGUGGUUGACUGUAUUGAAGGUGUCUGUGUGCAAACUGAAACUGUGCUUCGCCAAGCCCUUGGUGAGAGGAUUAGGCCAGUUCUUACCGUGAACAAGAUGGACAGGUGCUUCCUUGAGCUUCAGGUUGAGGGCGAGGAAGCUUAUCAGACUUUCUCCCGUGUCAUUGAGAAUGCCAAUGUCAUUAUGGCAACAUAUGAAGAUACGCUCCUUGGUGAUGUCCAAGUGUACCCAGAGAAGGGGACUGUUGCUUUUUCUGCUGGCCUGCACGGAUGGGCCUUUACCCUCACUAACUUUGCCAAGAUGUAUGCAUCUAAGUUUGGAGUUGAUGAAGCUAAGAUGAUGGAGAGGCUUUGGGGUGAGAACUUCUUUGACCCUGCCACAAAGAAGUGGACCACCAAGAACACAGGCUCUCCUACCUGCAAGAGAGGAUUUGUUCAGUUCUGCUAUGAGCCAAUCAAGCAAAUCAUCAAAACCUGCAUGAACGACCAGAAGGAGAAAUUGUGGCCCAUGCUGCAAAAGCUCAAUGUUACCAUGAAGGCUGAUGAGAAGGAAUUGAUUGGCAAAGCUUUGAUGAAGCGUGUUAUGCAAACGUGGCUACCAGCUAGCACUGCACUGCUCGAGAUGAUGAUAUUCCACCUUCCUUCCCCGUCAAAGGCUCAAAAGUAUCGUGUGGAGAACUUGUAUGAGGGACCCCUUGAUGAUGUCUAUGCAACUGCUAUCAGAAACUGUGAUCCGGAGGGUCCUCUUAUGCUGUACGUUUCGAAGAUGAUCCCAGCAUCUGACAAGGGCAGGUUCUUUGCCUUCGGUCGUGUCUUCUCAGGGAAGGUUGCUACUGGUAUGAAGGUUCGGAUCAUGGGUCCCAACUAUGUCCCUGGCCAGAAGAAGGAUCUGUAUGUCAAGAGUGUCCAGCGUACUGUUAUCUGGAUGGGAAAGAAACAAGAGUCGGUUGAGGAUGUUCCUUGUGGUAACACUGUUGCUAUGGUUGGUCUGGAUCAGUUCAUCACGAAGAAUGCUACACUCACUAAUGAGAAGGAGGUUGAUGCAUGCCCAAUCAGAGCAAUGAAGUUCUCUGUCUCUCCUGUUGUGCGUGUUGCUGUUCAGUGCAAGGUUGCCUCUGACCUUCCCAAGCUAGUCGAAGGUUUGAAGCGUCUGGCGAAGUCCGAUCCUAUGGUUCUCUGUACAAUGGAAGAGUCUGGUGAGCAUAUCAUUGCUGGAGCUGGUGAGCUUCAUCUUGAGAUUUGCCUGAAGGAUCUGCAGGAGGACUUCAUGGGUGGUGCUGAAAUUAUUGUUUCCCCUCCUGUUGUGUCCUUCCGGGAAACCGUUCUUGAGAAGUCCUGCCGUACUGUCAUGAGCAAGUCUCCCAACAAGCACAACCGUCUGUACAUGGAGGCGCCCCUUGGAGGAGGGGGUGGUGGCCAGGUCAUUCCAACUGCCAGGAGGGUCAUCUAUGCUUCUCAGCUCACGGCCAAGCCAAGGCUGCUGGAGCCAGUGUACCUGGUGGAGAUUCAGGCCCCAGAAAAUGCACUUGGUGGUAUCUACGGUGUUCUGAACCAGAAGAGAGGGCACGUCUUCGAGGAGAUGCAGAGGCCGGGUACCCCGCUCUACAACAUCAAGGCUUACCUCCCUGUCAUCGAGUCCUUUGGGUUCUCCAGCCAACUGAGGGCUGCAACCUCUGGUCAGGCGUUCCCCCAGUGUGUCUUUGACCAUUGGGACAUGAUGGGCUCUGAUCCUUUGGAGGCUGGCUCCCAGGCUGCUCAGCUGGUGCUGGAUAUCCGCAAGAGGAAGGGUCUGAAGGAACAGAUGACCCCUCUCUCUGAGUUUGAGGACAAGCUCUAA
Miscanthus lutarioriparius is the source of this 2217-nucleotide messenger RNA. The record is from the annotation of a GenBank genome assembly. NCBI's taxonomy places the organism in Eukaryota, Viridiplantae, Streptophyta, Magnoliopsida, Poales, Poaceae.